CUGCGGCUGUGCCUGGGGGGCUGGGGGUCGCUGGUGAACCCCACCGGGGUGGCGGUCUGCCCCUGGUCGGGCCGCCUGGCAGUGGCACACGACGGCAAGAAGAGAAUCCACGUCUUCGGGCCGAGCGGGGUCUGCCUGCGGCGGUUCGGGGAGCGGGGGGACGCGGGCAAUGACAUCAAGUAUCCGCUCGAUGUGACGGUCACGUCGGACGGGCACGUGGUGGUCACGGACGGCGGGGACUGCUCCGUGAAGGCCUUCGAUUUUGAGGGAAGAGGGGUUCUGGCUGUCCGGGAAGGCUUCUGUUUGCCCUGGGGCUUGGAUGCCACCCCCAUGAACGAAGUAAUCGUGACCGACUCGGAGGCAGGCGCGCUCUACCGCUUGGCGGCCGACUUCCAAAGCGGGGAAUUAAAGAAGUGUCAGAUGAUCCGGUCCCGGCUUGUCAGCCCCAGAGGGGUUGCAGUCUGCCAGACCUCGGGCGCUGUCGUGGUAAUAGAGCACCUGAAAGCUCGAGGACCGAGCAAGGGCAGCACCCGCGUGAAGAUAUUCAGCGCGCAGAUGGAUCUCAUCGGCCAGAUGGACAGCUUCGGUCUGAACCUCGUUUUCCCCUCCAGAAUAUACGCUACUGCUGUGGCCUUUGACAAAGAAGGUCGUGUUAUAGUAACGGAUGUUUGUAGCCAGGCUGUCAUAUGCUUAGGGAAACCUGAGGAAUUUCCCGUCUUUAAUCCUCUAAUUAGCCACGGGCUUUCUUACCCUGUCGGACUGGCUUACACGGCAAACAAUUCCCUCGUCGUUUUAGACAGCGGUGAUCAUUCAAUAAAAGUAUAUAGCUCUAUCUGAGUGGGCUUAGAUGCUUAGUGCUGCAGGCUCAAGCUACUUAAUUCUGGCCAUAAAGCAUGCAGAGUUCUGGAGUUUGUAGGAGAGGAGGGAGGAGGCGGUUUUGGGGCUUUGAGAGAAAUCACCCUCUGACCAGCACGCCAUGCUUCCUGCAAAACUUGCAUCACGUCUCUUGCCUACCUGUGGGAGAGGACCAGGCUGUUGCUGCCUGUAGCCAACAACAAAUCAACCAAACAAACCAUUUGGCAUUUUAAAACUAUUCCAUGCCUUGACAACCAAGUGGUUUUGGUUCUUUUUGACAAGUAAUCAAAGACCAGCACCUGUGAAAGGAACAUGUCAUUUAUUUAUAUUUCCAAGCACAUAAUUUUCACUAUUCUUAAUUAAGUAUAGAUACACUCCUGACAGAACUGUUACCGGGAAUUGUGCACGAGAAAGGAGAUUGCCUUGAUGGAAUGACAGGAGAAUUGGAAGUCUCUCAAGGUUGCAUAAAUCCAACUAAAAUCAUUGUGAUGGAGGAGCUACCACUGAUGAGUGAGUUAUGAGAAGUGAAAUCCUGGUCAAAGUCUAUAUUUUCUGUACUAGGAAAAUGCAUUUCUGGGGGCACUCUGAUAGUUUAUUCCCACCUUUAUUAAGGUUGUACUGGAGCACUUUGUCUUCUUCUAAAAUGCCCAAGUUUUUACCUAGAUGAUAAUGUCUUUGAUAGUGUCUUUACCUGGAGAUAAUCUUGUGUGUGGUUACACAGCGUGGGCUGCUUUGCCUAAAAGCCUCUUGAAGUAUUCACGUUUAGACCACAAAUACUCCUGCAUAUGUAAGUUUCAGUUGGCUGUGCUGCUAACACAGCUACACGUAGGAGGUUUUCAGCACUGUCUGCCCCUGUUUUGUCAUUAAUAUGGUGCUUUUGCACUCCAAACUCCAGGAUUCAACUGCAAAUUGAAGUGCUAGUGAGAAGUAAGCCUCAUUUUUUUUCCUAGCUUCCAAACGAGGUGUUGUUGAUUGUGAACACACAGAAGAUUUAGAUCUGUUUACGUUCUCUUGUUUUACUCACAGUAAUAUUAUAUUCUCACAGUUUUACUGUGGACACAAAUCCUUUUGCCUUACUGCAUAGUGGAAAUUAUGGUAUAUAUGACUAUGAGAAAGAUUUAAUACCCCCACUAGAAGUCACUGCUGCAUUUUUUGGCAUUUACUUGCUGCUAAAAUGGUUCAGCAUUAAAAUGAAGUUAGAUGUAAAUGCUGUCUGAGGCAGAGAUGAGUAGGUUAAAAUGGCAUAAAACUUUUGUGGUAAUUUUUUUUUUUUAGCAAUUGAAAUCAUUAAUAUUAACUAAUGUAAUUUGAAAUUCACAGGCAAUGUAUCAGUAAAUUUUUAUCUGGCUUUUGGUCUGACUUCAGGGCAUCUAAUAACUGCAUGUGUUACAGCUCCAGUGAUUUACCAAAUACUUGCAUUAAAUUGGAGCAGUUUAGCCCUCUAAUUCAGCCAAUGUGUUAAUCUGUCUCAUAUCAACAUUUAUAUAUACAAAACAAAUCCAUUAAUUGCAGCUAUUUGUAAAGGUUAAUUGAACAGUGACCUGUCAAUAAAGUGUGAUUUGCUUACUCCUAUAUUUUAAUAAUUUAGUGAUAAUUCCUCAUAUCUUUUCAUCAUGUUUCCUUGUUACAAGACCAUUUCUGUAUUGCAGUUGCCCUGCAGAUGGUUUCUUCUUCUGUUUGGUGAUAUCCUGCAGAAGUUGUUGUAGUGCCAUCUUUUGCUAUUGAAAAUUAUAUGGAUGUGCACAGUUUAUAUUUUUCAGCCUUCUCUGCUGCCUGGCCAUACAGCAAUUGCCUUUGGAAGAACCAGAAAUCCUCCUUGGCUGUUCCACAGUAUGAGCUGUAUGGCCCUAAGCAGGAGCCCAGUUGGGAGGUCAGGAAGGAAAUUUACUCAGAGAAGCAGACUCCUGGAUUUUAUCUUCCUUUCUAGAUGCCAAGGAGCCACCUGCCUUUGAUAGAACCAAUUAGAUAACACUUCCUUUGGGGGACUGCUGUGUGUCAAAAUGCAUGCAAUACCAUCAAUGCUGUAUUCAUUCAUAAUUAAUACUUUGUCACAGUAACACUUCCUCUGAACCAUGGGCUGUGAGCUUUCAUCUUCUCAAACCUUUGUGUGCACCAGGGCUUGUUUUUGCUACUACAUUCAUGGAUGGGCAAAUUUCCUAGGACCUACUGCCAUGUAGGCAACUUUCCAGCAGUUGAAAUGCUGAUUUUUAAACAUUUAACUCAUACUGGUUUAAAAUCUAUGAAAACUCUCAUUGUUGCCCAUUCUGUUCCUGUCUCCUUUGGACUAGAAAUCACUUGAUUUUUGGAUUUGUAAGCAAAAUAAACUUUGGGGCUUUAUUCUA
This is a messenger RNA of Cyanistes caeruleus (blue tit), 3197 nucleotides long. RefSeq names its product NHL repeat containing E3 ubiquitin protein ligase 1 (gene NHLRC1). Lineage: Eukaryota; Metazoa; Chordata; Aves; Passeriformes; Paridae. Gene Ontology annotation, molecular function: protein binding; ubiquitin protein ligase activity. The record is from RefSeq and is a predicted model, not a curated record. Gene Ontology annotation, biological process: protein polyubiquitination; proteasome-mediated ubiquitin-dependent protein catabolic process.